UGGUCGUUAGACGGUUGGAGGGCAGCACAAGACGUCGUAACUGUCCGCAGGCCCUCGGCGUCUAGCGCCCGCCGGCGGCCCAUCCCGUCAUGUCAGGCACUGCUUGGCUUUAGUUCUUCAGGCCUCCGCCCACCCGCCUACCCGAAGCCGCGCCCACCGCCCAGAGCCAGAGGGAUGGUGGUAGUCACCGGGCAGGAGGAAGACAGCCGUCACUCGGACGGUACCAUGUCCAGCUCCGAAGCCGAAGACGACUUCCUGGAGCCGGCCACUCCUACGGCCACGCAAGCGGGGCACGGGUUGCCCCUGCUGCCCCAGGAGUUUCCUGAGGUCGUCCCCCUUAACAUCGGAGGGGCUCACUUUACCACGCGCCUGUCUACUCUGCGGCGCUAUGAAGACACCAUGCUGGCUGCCAUGUUCAGCGGGCGGCACUACAUCCCUACAGACUCCGAGGGUCGGUACUUCAUCGACCGAGAUGGCACACACUUUGGAGAUGUGUUGAACUUCCUGCGUUCAGGGGACCUGCCACCUCGGGAGCACGUGCGAGCUGUGCACAAAGAGGCUCAGUACUACGCCAUUGGGCCCCUCCUGGAGCAGCUGGAGAACAUGCAGCCACUGAAGGGGGAGAAGGUGCGCCAGGCCUUCCUGGGGCUCAUGCCUUAUUACAAAGACCAUUUGGAGCGGAUCGUGGAGAUUGCCCGGCUUCGCGCAGUACAGCGGAAGGCCCGCUUUGCCAAGCUCAAAGUCUGUGUCUUCAAGGAAGAGAUGCCCAUUACCCCCUAUGAAUGUCCACUCCUUAACUCCCUCCGCUUUGAGCGGAGUGAGAGUGACGGCCAGCUCUUUGAGCACCACUGUGAAGUGGACGUGUCUUUUGGGCCCUGGGAGGCAGUGGCUGAUGUAUACGACCUCCUGCACUGCCUGGUCACGGACCUCUCAGCCCAGGGCCUCACGGUGGACCACCAGUGUAUCGGGGUGUGUGACAAGCACCUCGUCAACCACUACUACUGCAAACGCCCCAUCUAUGAGUUCAAAAUCACAUGGUGGUGAGUCGUUCUGGUAAGCAAGAGUCCCACGAAGGAGGAUGCCCGUCCUCUUGGGUGACUCUGGGAGUCUGAUCCCCACAGGGGCUGCUGACUGUCCCAGAAGCUGCUGAGGUGAGGGCAGAGCACUGAGACACAGAUGCAGAGGAGAGGUGCUGCUGCAGUCUCCCUGGUUCGAGUACCUUGGGGACUCGGUCUGCUCUCACCUGGUCUUCUCUUCAAGGCCUGGCAGUCUUCACUAGAAGCCACAAGAUAUAGCAAGGAUGUCACUGGGAGUCCAGAGGGCUUUUGAUACCUUCUUGACGCCCUGCAGGAGAGCUCCUGCCCAUUUCUGAUGGAGAUAUCAUCACUGCCUCACCUUCAAGAUGCUUGAACCUUCUAAUGCUCAGUGUGUCAGGCGGGAUAAGGAGUGAGCUAGGGGAUUUACCCAAGCUUCGGCCAUGUAGCCCUGGCCAAAGAAGAAAGCAUACUUCUCCUCCCCGUGUGCUCCUUGCUCUUCCAAUGACUUGCAGUACCUUGUCUUAGGAUGCAGAAAGAUAUGUCCCAUGCUCCCAGAACAUGUCUGUCACCUUCUCUUGGAGAUUAACCAUAGCUGCCACAGCCAUGUACCAAGUUGGGCCUUAGAAAAACCACAUGUUUACAGCCCUGCCCUGGAGCUUUGGCAUAGCCCUUCUUUGCAGGGUUUAUCCUCUCACAGGGCUGGAAAUAUUAAGUCCUAAAGGUUCUUUCUGAAGAUUCCCCAAGUCAGGCAGACAAGGAGCCUGGAUCCUCUUGAUACAGAGGAUGCUUCUCAGAUGCCAAGAACACGGGGCCUUGCCGCUGAGUCUUAUGUUGGGAGCCAGUGUGGCGAACCUCUCUGAAAGGGAUGCUCUCUUUCUUUGAUAGUUUUUGUUCAGGGUGGUGGGGGCUUGCUCCAAAGUCAGGGGCAACUAAGACAAUACAAUAUGUACCCCGAGAUCAGAGGAUCAGAGUGGUGCAGUCAGACAGUCAGGGGCUAAAGGCAUCUGUCUGCUUCCAAGGAAUAGAAGGCCUGGGCCUUCUGGGCCUGAGCGAAAUUCUUCUGUGUAGCUAGAGGGUAGUGAGUUUCCUGAGCUCUUGUGGAAACAGGCAGUUUUGAACUUGCAUCUCACUUUGAGUAUAACAGAGCUAGAGGCUGAGGUCCAUGAGGGGAUGAGUGUCAGUCAUCUUCCAGUACACCUGCUCUCUCUGGUCUCCCCGGCAAACAGUCGCAUCUUCUGAGGUGCUGAUGCUCCUGCUUGGCGUUUAGCCCAGCACUGUGGCUUGUUUUAACCGAUUGUAUUUUUAUUUUUUGGACAGGGUCUCAUGUAGCCCAGGCAGGCCUCCUAUUAGUUGUAGAGCUAAGGAUGAUUUUAUACUUUUGACCUUCCUGCUUCUACCUCCGAAGCUCUGGGAGACACAGGCAUGUCCCACCCUUUGUGUUCAAUGUUCAGAGAGAGCUAGUGAAGUACCUGUUCAGGAUGAUGUCCAUGUGGGCAGAAAGCAGACAGUUAAGCCCGGGGCACUUAGUAAUCGAGCCUGGGGUUCUUUUCUUCCUGCUCUAGAAUAUUGCAAUGCUUGGAAAAUUAGAACCCACAAACAUAAGACAGAAAGGAAACUGAUCCGCUAAAAAAACAAAACAAAACAAAACAAAACAAAACAAAACAAAACAAAACAAAACGGGGCCAGACUGCUUGCUUAAGGUUACAAGAUGCUGGGUAAAGAUGUUGUCUUUGUGACUUGCUGGAGACAUUGUUUUUCUGAUCCCUUUUUUAUUCUCAGGAUGAUAUGGUUUGUACCAUUGUGGCAUAAGAAAGCUCUAGGCUGCUGGGGCAGGCAGAGUUCGCACACAAGUUAGCCAGCUCAGAAAUCCCUCUUUUUCUUUUUUCUUUUUUUUUUUUUUUUUAAUUUUUUUUUUUGAUAGUUGGCUUGAUAUUUAUGGUAUUAGGGGGGCAAACCAUGUACUGAAUCGUCUUGUGUGUGUGUGUUUUUUUUUAAAUAACAAAAUCCUUUGCGUUUUUAAGCCAGCGACUUGUACACCGUCUUGCAGCACAGAAACUUUUCUUUGUACUACAAAAUAUAUUUAUUAUAAUUCUAAUUCUCCCUUGACUAGUGACAUAGAAAUAUGAAAUAAAGCAAUAUAUAUUGGGA
Arvicanthis niloticus (Nile rat) is the source of this 3185-nucleotide messenger RNA. The record is from RefSeq and is a predicted model, not a curated record. NCBI's taxonomy places the organism in Eukaryota, Metazoa, Chordata, Mammalia, Rodentia, Muridae.